Molecule: messenger RNA, 2773 nt
Organism: Ictalurus furcatus (blue catfish)
Lineage: Eukaryota; Metazoa; Chordata; Actinopteri; Siluriformes; Ictaluridae
Gene: anxa14
Product: annexin A14
Exons: 10
Coding region: 224-1138 (304 amino acids)
Cellular component (GO): cytoplasm
Molecular function (GO): calcium ion binding; calcium-dependent phospholipid binding
Source: RefSeq, a predicted model, not a curated record
AUGGUUGUGUGAGUAGAAAGUGUUAGUUUAUCAGAAAAAUCUUUUACACCACCUACACCAAGAAUGUGUGUGGGUGUUUUUUUUAUUUAAUUUUUUUUUUAUAGUUGUAGUGUUUGGUAUUUUAGGAAUCUCACCAACCGUGUCUUUUUUUUUUUUUUGGUUUCUUUUGUUUCAGAUUUUUCAACAUCUUGAGCAGAACUGAGCAGAACUCAGCUGACUCACAAUGACGGCAAUGAUGAGCUGGGGUGGUCUGGGAUCUCUUCGUCCUUUCCCAGCAUUCCAUCCGGAGAGGGACGUGACUGACCUUGAUGCUGCCAUUGAAAAGAAAGAUGUGAGCACUCUGGUGAGGAUUCUGACGAACCGCAGUAACACUCAGAGACAGAGCCUCGCUCAGACCUACCGCUCGCUCACUGAACAAGACCUCCGAGCGAGGCUGAAGAAGGUUCUGGAAGGAGGUUUAGAGACGUUGAUGCUAGGUCUGAUGAUGACACCGGAACAUUUUGAAGCACAACGUCUGAAACAAGCCAUGGAGGGUCUGGGUACAGAUGAAGAAACCAUUCUAGAGAUCAUGUGUAUUAGGUCACCAGAGCAGCUUUCUGACAUCGCAGCAGAGUACAGUAAAGUCAUACAGCAUGAGUCAAGACCAGGAUUGGACCAGGAUGUUCAAGUUAUAUGCAAAGAGCUCAACAAAAAGAAGGCAGAUGUGACACAGUGGCUCCAUAUCCUGACCAUGAGAGAUCCAGACCAUCUCAGAAAUGUGCUGAUUCAUUUGGAAACUGAACGAGGCCAGCCUUUUACUGCAGAUAUAGAGAAACACUUUGGUGGAAUCCUCUCCAGAGAUAUCAAACUGGGCUUACAGGUCCUCGUGCGCUCCAUCGAGGACCCAUAUCUUUACUUGGCCCAGAGAAUCCAGACUAUGAAGGGGUCAGUGGUGCAAGGAAUAAUAGUGUCUCACAGCGAGGAGGAUCUCCUGGCUGUUAGAGCAGCAUACAAGAAGGAAACGGGAAGAUCUCUUUACACCACCAUACAGGUCUCUCUCUAUUAUGGUUGCUCACUUGUUUGCAGUAGUCAUUCAUUUCUGAUGAUAACUUCCACCUCUGACUUCACCAGCGGUUACUACUAUGGCUGUAUAGUCUGAUAAGCAUUGCUUGUUUGACAGUGAAGUUCUGACUAGUACUUUUAGAGUCUUAUGCCAACCAUCAACCUAUCUUUACCCUGGUAUGCGAGAGACUAUGUGUAACACAAACUGGUGUGUAGCCACAAGUGAACUGUUAAACAAUCAGUGACACCACUUGGGGUUUUUGAAAGGCAAGGACCCAAAUAGUUUUUUUCAAUACAGAACCCAACCCAUUGAGGUGUUACCUGCCCUUUUAGAAAUAUAUGUACCCUUGGCUUCUUCCAAAAGCAUACCAUCAUCAAGGAAUUGGAUUUAACUUGAGGAAUUUCAGUAUUGUAGUAUCUCAGCGCUGCAGCAUUAUGGGUGAGGUCUACUGAAAAGGUAUUUGUAGUGCAGGAGUUUACUAACAUGUUCCUUCUUUUUGUAUUUCGAUCUAUGAUAGUAGCACAAUCCUUUGAAUCCUUUGUCGUUUUCACUAGGGCCUUCCCCUACUCAUGAGCAGAUGAGCAGUCCAAUCCUUAAAAAAAGUUUAAUGUUCCUCGGACACACAGCAGCUGGCUCUCACCCAGCUUUUAGCAACCAUGAUAUGAAGAACCCUAUAUUUAUGAUUUGCAGGCUUUUAACCAGAAGGUUCUAGACUGUUGGCUGUGCUCCCAUGACCAGUUUUUGAACAAAGAGUUAGACGAAUGCACAGCUUGUUGCUGAUUUUUUUAUUGGUUAUCCUCAGUGGCAAGGAAAGACCUAUGGUAGGAUGACCAGUAACCUCUUCACAAGUGCAAAAAGCCACUAAAACCCAUGUUGGCCAAACAUUGCCACAUGCUUUCUGUCAAGUUGUGCUCUCUUACCCUUUGACACAAGGGCCACUCCAAUCAUUUUAUAUGUCAGGCCUUUUGCUUUAACUCCACAUGGUCACACAUAGUAACUGACCUAUGACCCUAGGUCAAUAAAUAGCCAAUCUCAUAAUAGAUUCAAGAAGAUUGGUGCUCGGAGAUUGAGUGGAAGCUGCCACAGUUGGGUCCUUGAGCAACACAUGUAACCCUCAGCUGCUCAGUUCUAUCCAGUUGAAUUGCUUUGGAUAAAUGUAAAUGUCUCUGGCAGUAAAACUCUCUGACAGAAUGCAUGUGAACACAAACUCUGACAAACCUACAGUAAGUUGCAGAAGUAUUAUGGAGUUGUGAUGAGAUUGACCAUCUUCGGUCAUAUCCUGUUCAUUGCCCUCUAGGAAGCAAAGCAGGAUUCUUGAAGUAGGAAGAGACUUGUGUUAGCUUUUAACUUGGGGUAAACUUAUGGAGGCUGCUUCCUUUACUUACUCACUAAGUAUGCUAGUCUGCUGUAUGAGCUGAGAAGUAGAUAUAGCAAGCAGGCAUGCAUUAGAAGAACCUGAUUCAUCAUUAUGUCCUAUGGCAAGCUCACCACCAGGGCAUUGUACAUGCCCAAAUCUACUGUACAUAUCUUCUAUACAGUAAUUUAAAUGGUAUUAAUCUUACAGGUAGCAAGGGGGGUGUUCCUGUGAAUUAUAUUAAUGUCUGUAUGUACAUGGUUUAUGAAUGACUAAAGACUCCAAAAACCACACUGUUCUAAGAAAACAUUAUUAUAAUAAAACAUAUUAAAAUGCUGUAUUCUGUAGGGGGAAUUAAUAGUGUUUAUGGCACUUUC